AGCAAAACUAAAUCCAGCCAGCGCUGACCCCGAUCCCCAAUUCCAUCGACCGCCAAAUUCUCAGCCAUGGCGGCGUCGGCGCCGACGGGCUGCUUCAAGUGCGGCCGCCCGGGCCACUGGUCCCGCGACUGCCCCUCCGCCCCGCCGUCCUCCUCCUCCGCCAACCCCAACCCCACCAAUCCCACCGCCGGCGCCGGCCCCUCCCGCUUCGCUUCGUUCAAGCCGAGGCAGAACCCUAAGCCCGCGGCGGCGGCGGAGGGAGAGGGGGAGGAGCAGGCGGCGCAGGAAGGCGGGAAGAAGAAGAGGAAGGAGAGGGCGACGCGGCCCAAGCUCACGCCGGACCUGCUCCUCUCCGACGCCGGCCUCGGCUUCGUCCUCCGCUACUUCCCCAAGGCCUUCAAACCCCGCGCACGCCCCGGCCACGAGGUGGAGGACCUUGGCCAUCUGAUCAAGCUUUAUGCCGACUGGCAAUCUCGCUUGAUCCCUUAUUACUCCUUCGAGCAGUUCGUGCGCAAAGUUGAGAAAGUUGGGGUCAGCAACCGUGUCAGAAGAUGCAUUUCUGAACUGAAGGACAGAGUUGCCAAUGGGGGGGAUCCUACACAACUGCACGAACCACCAGUGGAACAAGUCAUACCAGAGGGAGAACCUGAUGGAGCAACACAGGAAGACCCAAUCCUAGGGACUGAAGAACCUCUGUCGACGGACAAUCAUGUAAUGGAGUCGGUACAAGAAGAUAUAGAUCUACCACCAGUGGAAAGUAACGACAUGGAUGCCAUGCAAGAGGAUUUGCUGAAUGAGAUCUACGAAAACACAAUGCAUGAACCUGGAACCAAACCUGGUGAGGGAUACACCGGAGAACCAUUGGCCCGAAGAGAGGCAGAGAAGUAUCAAGAUGGAGAGGAGAGUGGUGGAAGCAAACCAAGCAAAAAGGUUGAGCUGACAGAGGAGCAGAGGGCGCGAAUGGAGGCUAACCGGCACAAGGCCUUGGAGAGAGCGGCAGCAGCUCGGGCUCGCUUAUCCCAGUCGCAGCCUACUACUGAAACUGCCACCUAGGCGCAUGCAGGAUCCUGAAUCACUCUGCCCUGUCAGUUAGGUUGAAUAGCAUACGAUAGUGGGUUUUACUGAAUGGUCAAGAUGGUGUUUGUUGGACUUGAUGUGUAAAACACAUAAAAUAUUUAUUUUCUACAUUAUGGAGUUGGCGAUUUAUCUGCUA
Molecule: messenger RNA, 1213 nt
Organism: Brachypodium distachyon (stiff brome)
Lineage: Eukaryota; Viridiplantae; Streptophyta; Magnoliopsida; Poales; Poaceae
Exons: 5
Coding region: 67-1053 (328 amino acids)
Biological process (GO): DNA replication checkpoint signaling; replication fork processing; DNA damage response
Cellular component (GO): replication fork protection complex; nucleus
Molecular function (GO): DNA binding; zinc ion binding
Source: RefSeq, a predicted model, not a curated record